Molecule: messenger RNA, 3975 nt
Organism: Cryptococcus wingfieldii CBS 7118
Lineage: Eukaryota; Fungi; Basidiomycota; Tremellomycetes; Tremellales; Cryptococcaceae
Exons: 3
Coding region: 1-3975 (1324 amino acids)
Source: RefSeq, a predicted model, not a curated record
AUGGCCAAAGGCACCAUCUCAAUGUCAUCCCCGUCAAAAACAGAAACCAGCAGUUCUUCUCUUUCCAUCGACUCGGUGCAUCCGAGCCCCUCCCCCUCCCCCCUCGGCUCCCCUGCCUUCUCCGAGUCGUCCUCUCGCUCUCACAGAACGUUCCACAACGAGCCGGUCUCGCCGUCCGCAAGAGAAUCAGAGGAAAAGCCCGCGCACCGUGACGCGCUCUUAUUACCAUCAACAUCCCCUAUCCCUACCCAACCGUCUUCCAGCCCCCCCAAAUCUCCAUCCCAACCCCCAACGCACGCGUCAAUGCUCCCUACGGGGUUCGCCAGCAUCCACGUAGGCAUUGGGAGCCCGAAGGUCGACUUUGCGCGCGACUGGCAAAGCUCGGGUUCUAAUAGCACUCUGCGGCGCGAGACGAGUGCUCCCUCAAGCACCAGGUCAGGGCCGUUGACCAUAGAAAGGAAGAUGGACGUGCGAGAGAAAACCAGGGCUUCGGAGAGGAGAGAUGAGAGCGAAAGGGAUACGCGGAGAAGUUUCGUCGACAAGGCAUCGGGGUUGCCCAGUCCUCCUGGGACGGAAAGCGACAUCGUAGUACCGCGGGAGAUACAGGGUAGUGCUUUGGGACAAGAGAGCAGGAGACUGGGCGAGUCUAUAGAGAAUCGUGCACCUUCAACCACAUCUUCAUCAUCCUCGCAUAUGUCGCGCCGUGCCGACUCGUAUUCCAACCCCCCCGGCGGUACACCAGAGCUUGCUCGCCCCAUUCACUCUCACCGGCCUGGUGGGUCCAUGUCUCGUUCCAGCUCCUCCACCUCUAUCGCGUUCAAUCACAAUAAAAGCCCAGAGUCCACGUCUCUGAGCGAUCGGAAGAGGGCCGAGAUCUUUGGCGGGUCCCGCUAUAGCCCUAGCUCGGAACUGUCCAGGAGUCAGUCUUCAUCGACAAGCAACAAAAGUCGUCAGACAAUAUCCCCUCGAGGUCGAGCACCUCCUUCUCUCGACCUUUCACCAAAAGCCAAGGCCAGAGCGAAGAUUGCUUCACCUGAACGGACGGCGAAAUUGCCUCCUGUCAGUGGUUCUGUUCGACGAUCUGCUCGCCGCCUGAGCGUCCAAGGGACACCGAGCCAAGAAACGCUGGAGGAAGAGCCAGAUUCUCAAGAACAGCGUCGUCGAUCUUCUCAAGGAGCUAUAUUGGACGAAAAGAUCAAGGAGGUCGAGGAAAAGAUCAUUGAAGUCAGCUCGCACAGGAAAAGACGUUCUGCCGAUGGUGCUUCUGCAAUGGGCAGCCCUUCGAAAGUCCAGACACCCGUCAAAGGUGAGCUUCGGAGGCACGACUCUUAUUCCAAGACAUCCACCCAAACCGCGUCUCCGGUAGCUGGUUCGAAGCUGGGGAUGCCAGUAGCGAGAUCAGGCGACGCGUCCAGAACAUAUGUCAAAGGAGAAAGCCCGUGGAGACUCGCAAAUGGGUCGGGAUCUCACAGGGAUAAUUUCGAAGAAGACGAGCGAUUACAGAGCGGUGAAAGAAGCGGCGGUAGCGGAGGAAGGAGUAGGAAGAGAUCGGGACUGCCAAACGAUUUCAAAGUCGGGAGUUUCUUCACUCCUAGCCCUCAGCGACAGGAUGAGCCUUGGUCUGCUCGUUCACGUUUUCGCCAAUCAGUCGAAUCCCCCAGCACCUAUCACUCGCCCCUGCCAAAUCGUUUCUCCACGACCUCACGUCUCAGCCGUGAUUUUGACCCUAUAUCAGCCCGCACAGAAAGUUUCGAUCAGAAGUCGACCACUUCCGGGCGAGACGAUACCUCUUCACAUGUUCGGAGGGCCUGGAGCCAAUCAAUUUCUGGCUUGCCCCGAAUGCAAGACAGCUUGGGACCUGGCCUUGAUGGCAGAGGCCUGCCGAGCAAUGUCGAUAGGUUUAGACCCGGCACAGUGCUGGACAAUCCUGCGGAUCGUUCACGCUAUAAUAACCUCCCCAGAGGACAACCUGAAAGAGGAGCCGACUUUGGUACUGGCCUCAGACGCGGGACGAGCAUGCUCGUCAGCGAGCGCGACCUCAUCGACCGUUCGCGCUUGACGUCUAUGGUGCCACUCGCCCCGGGCGACUCCAUCUCAGCUGUCGGAGCACGUUCCGAACGUGGGGAUCCCUCCAAUCCUGUUGCAAAGGAUCCUCUCGACGUCAUUCGAAAACUAGAAGCCCAACGCGCGGACUCGAGAAAGCGCUGGGACCAUAUGCCUCGUUCCAGCACAUCAAUGUCCUCCAUGAGAGACAUUUACCAGAAUCCUCCCAAGACGGCACCGCCAGUUGAUCGAAGGAGUACAGAGGUCCAGAAUGGCCGACAAUCUCUCAGUCCUUCAUACGGGCGAGGUGGAGGGUCGAGAGUGGGCGGGAUACCGGCGACAGAGCCACGACACAAGAGGAGCUAUACAAGCUUGGGAGGGCGUUCAAGCGCAACCAGCGCGAGCAUGGAACAGAGAUUGUUUGCUUCCAGCGAGCAUGGCCGUCUUUUGUUCGAGGCUUACCGCUCUCUUGAAUUCAAGCUUGGCUACCAAGACCCCUCUUCUCCCACCUAUCAACAUGACGCCCUUACGGCCCUCAAUACUGCUGCUCGCUCUUCGGAAGGUGUCAACAGCACGCUGCAGGCAGCUUACAACCUUGCCCACCAGAUCACGCUGGACGCUGCGGUUGAAGACAAUCCUGGCAAGGUCAGAGAGGGCUACACGGCGUUGACGAUGUUGUUGAGAGAUGCGGGUAAGGCUAGUGACCAAAGCGUGAGAGAUAUGACGAGAGUCAUGCUCGACAUACCACGACUCGUCGGAUCGUUUUCUGGCGGCUAUGGCCAAGUGCCGCAGCCGGCUACACCAGCUGGUUCGGUGAGGGGAGGUUUGCGCCGAUCCGAGUCCGUUGCUGCAUCGAUGGCGUAUGAUUACAAGACGCCAUCUUCAGAUGACAGGGCGCGGAGGUGGACCCCGUCUGCUGCCUCGAUGAAUAGUGAGAUAGGGUCACACGGAUCACCACUUCAUCAUCGCUACAGUGUCGAUAGUUCCCGCCGGAGCUUUGAUGUGCUGCGCUCUACCACGUCCCUCCGAUCUGCCACGUCUCUCGACACAUCCAAUUCCUACUCUUCACCUCUGUCGACCAGAAGCCCUCGAUCUCCUCAUGUCCGAUCUGGCUCCGCUGUGUCUUCCUUGGUAUCCAAAGUGCGAAAUAUGGGGCUGACUCCAAAAAAGAGUGUCUUGCCGCCCAGAGGUACCGGGUUCGGCGAGUUAAGCACUAUUGAGCAGUCACCUCCCCAGGAGUACUCGCCUCAGAUGGAUACCCAGCCCUUCAUAUCUCCUGAUCGAUCGCACGCCACAAUUCCUCGGUCCGAGUCCAAUUCUCCCGAAAAGCCUUCGCCCAAAAUCGACACUUCCUCACAAAUGUCUAGCGUGCAUCAAAGCUCGUCUCGCGGGAGCAGGAGUCCUUCCAAGAGCCCCUCUAAAAGUCCUUCCAAAGACAAUAUUUUGCGCAAAAAGUCAUCAUCAUCAUCUACUCACACCCUUCGCGGUGGAUCGUUCCCUUUGCCCCAAUCCUCUUCCUCUCGAGGUAAACCUACCACGGCUGUCAGCCAGAUCACUGCGGGUGACAUGAGCCCUCGAAAGCAGCACGCCAUGUCAAUAAAGUCGAGUGACUUGCAUAUUGACGAGCCGAAUUCGCCCAUGAGCCGGUUCUCGUUCCAGUCUCAGUCUCGUUUGAGCCAUGAGCAAUACGAAGAGGGCGAGUAUGCGUACGAGGACGGUGAACUUAGCAGGAGGAAUAGUGGUGGGGCCGAAAGUGACGCGGUCAGCGUGUUGGAGCAGAAUCUGGUGCUUGCUGCCAUGGAGCGGGAAAGGCAGAAGGAGGAUCAAGUCAGCUACGACAGCAAUAUACGAGAGGAAGAAGGGAAGGGUAGGAGGAUGACGGACCGAUUGAGGGCUAGUUUGAGAAGGGGCUCAAAUAGAUAUGCCGAGUGA